This is a messenger RNA of Rotaria socialis, 279 nucleotides long. Lineage: Eukaryota; Metazoa; Rotifera; Eurotatoria; Philodinida; Philodinidae. The record is from the annotation of a GenBank genome assembly.
AUGAAACUUCUGUCUUCAAACUCAUCAUCAUUAAAUUAUAUUAGUCAAUAUUAUGCAAAAAAAGAUAAACCAAUUAGCGAUGAUUCAUUAGAAAUUGACGAUAAACAAAAACGAUUACAUUCCAGUGUCAAUACAAAUCGUAUUCAUACACAAAUAAUAAAAAAUCUACAUAAAAGUUUAAUCGAUCGUAAUUAUCAAAGCGAUAAAAAUCGUUUGAUAUAUUUCGAACAAAAUGUUCGACGCUAUUUACGUUCCUACGAAAAUCAAACCUUACAAUGA